AUGCUUCCUGCUCUUCCCGCUUCCGAUCCUCUGCAGGGAAACACAUUCCCCGCGUUGGACUAUGCUUUCACGCCCUGGGAUGGGCCUGAAUUUUCGGCCCUCAAGCCCACUAGCCCCAACCCAGUCACCUCCAGUUCCGGUUCGGACGACCCCAAUCGAUCCCCUGCAGACGAAAAUCUGGUGUUGGACCAGUCGAACCGGGCUGUGUCCGUCAUGGAGGAACGAAAACGAAGGAGAAUGAUAUCGAACAGGGAAUCUGCCCGAAGGUCACGCUUGCGUAAACAGAGACACCUAGACAACUUACGGAACCAGAUGAACCUGUUUAGGGUUGAAAACCGAGAACUGAACAACGGGUUGCAGUUCCUCCUUCACCACUGUAACCGUCUACGAACUGAAAACGAGUGGCUCCGGUCCGAACGAACCCUGCUCCGCCAAAAACUGGCCAACAUAAAUCAAAUUAUGCUUUUCCAACAAUUGCAACCAUUUUCCACUGCAUGGCCGUGCAAUAUCGUCAUGACAGAAUAA
Sphenostylis stenocarpa is the source of this 525-nucleotide messenger RNA. The record is from the annotation of a GenBank genome assembly. Lineage: Eukaryota; Viridiplantae; Streptophyta; Magnoliopsida; Fabales; Fabaceae.